CGCGCACAAAACUUUCAAUUUAGUUUCGUCUUUUGAACGGUGCAGAUCAGCGUGACCCUCGCUCUUGGCGAUUGAUUUUUUGUGUGGGGUGAAAACAGAGAGAAGAUUUAUAUUACGGUGCUCUCUCGUGUGCGGUUGGGAAGUGAGAGGAAAGUGAAUAAUUGCUAAUGAGCAUACAUACAAACAAACAAGCGUGAGAAGAAGGGGCACGAGAUAAGGCGGUACAACAAAUUGAGCGCAAAGUGUGUGGAAGCAAUAAGGCAAAACAGACUGAAUUAAAAGCAGACGUGAACUUUGGUGCCGAGUGUUACUAUUGAAUACAUACACAUACUGUGGCUUUGCUGGUUCGGUAGAGCGCCAGUUACUAGAAACUCGUGCGACAUUGGACUGUUACCUUUCGUGCGCGUUGUGGAAGAUAAUUGAUAGAGUAUUAUAUGCGGACAGAUAGUGAGAAACGGGAAAGCUGCGCUGCUAGUGUCCGUUGUGAGUCAUCGGAUAUUUUCGCACCAGGAAGUGAAGAUACAACGUCGGGCAUCAGUUCUACAGAAUCUGACGUCGAAACGUUCAGAGCUAUCAAAAUUGAUACCAUGGCAGAAGCGCAACGUCUAAUUGGCAUUUCGCUAGCCAAGAUAGCCCAAUCGCGAGUGUGUCGUGGCGGGGUGUCUUUGCACAAAAAUUUACUUGUGGCUACCGUGCUGCAAAAAGCGCGGUACAUUUUCAUGGAGGAAGCAUACCAUAUUGUACAUGGUCAUUACCUUCAGCAGAACAAGUGUAUGGAGCUGGAGAUGGAGAAGCAGCGAAAUGCUGCUGCAGCAGCCGCUGCAGCAGCUGCAGCUUCAGUGAACAAUGUGGAUGACGAAAGUUGUAGUGAAAGUGAGGAUAGCGAUGAGUCGGAAUCGUAUGCAUCAAGUGAAAAUAACGAUGAGAGCGAUAAUGAAGACAAGGAAAAUAGCCCACCAUCGCUAACAGACGAGAGGGGAGAUGAAGAUUCGUCAUCGGUGUCGUACUUUGAUUUGGACGUGAAGAAAGUGGAGAAAACCAGCUCUGAAAACAGCAAUAAGCGGAGACGUGAAGCCACUGAAUGGGAAACAGAAGAAGCAAUUCAAUCAAUUCUUCCUAAACGUCUCAAGCCCGAUUCGGAAAGUAGUGCGGAUGAAAAUAGCAAAACCAGUCAAGAAUCCGCUGAUGCUGCUUCGAAUGCUGAAGCUUGUUCCUUAGCCGAAUCCGUCAACAAUCAAUUGGAAGCAGAAGACUUGUCUUGUCGUCAAGCUGAUGGCACCCUUACCCAUACGCCUUCGGUAGAGAGCAUUGAUCGGAUAACGUCAUUAGUUUCGAUAUUUAGUUUCGGUAACCUGUCUCGUUCUGUUUCUACUCCGGACUUCUGUGCAGCCCAGGCGAAAGACACCGACAGUACGCUGACACAGCUGCAGCAUACACAACGGGGUUAUCUAACGAUGACUGUAUAACUACUGCUGCUCCAACAAGCACUAGACGCCAAGUAUUAGCAAUUAAAAAUUCAUACUCCUGUGAUUCGCACACGUUGUGAUGUAUGUUACGUUAUAGCAGCGUGGUUAAUGCUGCCGUCACUAACGGAGCGGCGUAGGAGCGUGCGUUGCGAGAAUGGUGCUGAACCGGGUGUUGGUUCGUGGUCUUACAUGGAAGGUGCCGUUUGCACACCCUGAACCUGAGAGUCCGCGCUAUUGUGGCGCUUCGUCAUGGUUUAUCGAUCAGUAUCAUAAUAGUCAACCCAACAAGUUUCACUCCGCGAUUUAACCAUCGCGUAGUCAUUACCGUAAACCAGUAGUGACUAAUACCCGACCAAGUAAAACAGGAAAUGAUAAUGUCGAAGAAGAAACGAAUUAGGGGAAUAACAUCUCAAUAUCAAGGCUUGUGAUACAUCACUCACUCCUACACGUUUAGUUCAUUAUGAUUCGCUGGUAGCACUGGUGGAUGAGAGUGAAGAAAGAAAAUAGCACAAAGGCGAGGCAAAGUCGUAUAUAGUUGAACAGUUUGAACGGCGGAAGACAUUACGUUAGUCAUGUAGAGCCAAGUUUUCUCGCUCAGUUGCCUUGUAUCAGUGAUGAAUAAUUACGUUUUAAACUAUAGUGCUUCGCGCGCGCUCUCUCUCUCUCUCAGAGGCGGAUAGUUGGCACGUUGGAAAUCAACUUUGAGAGCGGCAAUAACAGAGAUCGCGAAAGAGAGUGUUGAAACCAAGAGAAGAUCAUUGCGAAUAAUAGUAGAGAGGCACGCGGUGUUCAGUGCACUCUGUGAUUUUACGUGUAUCUGGAGCUAAACCUAAUUUGAAUUAAAUAGGAGCUGAAGCAGAACUUUGAAUGAAUAAUGCCCAACAGUUAACAAAAAAAAAUGCGAGCACUUCCAAAACAUCUUGAUUAAAUCAAUUCUUCAGCCAGUAGAAUCAAUUUUCUUGUUUCAAAUUUCAAACAUUCUUAUUUAACCUUAUGAUUUGAGUUGAUUUUCGCUUGAUACUGUGAGUGACAAAUGACAAGCAGGAAAGAAGAAUUUCAAUCAUCAUUUUCAUAAUAGUUAGAAGGAAAUCAUAAAAAAAAUAAUACUGCAAAAGAUAACUGUUCACGAUGGCAGGAGAAAUGAAGAAAUAAACACUAUAUGGCACAAUCUAUAACAUGCACUCUUUUUAUUCGAUUACCUCCUCCAAGACCAAUGGUAAUCGUCGACAUAGUAGCAUGAAGGCACAAAAGAGAAAGAGCGCAAGAAAGAAGGCACAAUCAUAACUGUUUCGUCUACGCGCUAGCUCCCGUUGAUCGCCCGAUAGUCAAAGCAUAAGUCAAAGUGUAGGAAAGCUGGCGGUGAGGUUUAUUGGCGAGAGCAUGUCCACCGACUAAUUCAUUGUUUUCGUUUCCACCAACCAAGUCCGUUCGAAACGUUGUUUUCUUUCUCUUUCACUCCGUUACGCUAAGGACGAUGAACCCGCUUAAGUAACACCAAAAAUCAUUCGAAUUCGCCGUAGUCGCGAUUCACUAAUAUAUGUGUGCGACAUCCGUACCAGAUGACGUCCUUCAUUUGGCGCAUUGUAGGUAGACACAUAACUAUCAUCACAGUUGGAAGGUAAAUAACCCAUCAGUGAGCAAUCAACAAAGUGAAAGUUUAUAUAACUGCCCACCUCGGCCUAUGACUUAGUCCUCCAAAUCUCAAACACAUGUUUAUGGGCAAAUUAAAAAAAAUACAUAGCUGUACUAGCUGCGCCCAUUGAUGUGUACCAUUAAGAAGUGACCCCACUCCAAAUGUUCGAUGUAUAUCUCCUAUGCAGCGUGCAACAAUUCUCACGUAACGCUCUCUGACAUGGAUUCGAAAGAAGAAAAUGAUGUUGACGGCAAUCGGGGAGAGACAACCGAGCCAGUAGACGAAGCAAUUAUUGGCCUGAUUAUGUAAACAUCACCACUUUUUUACCGCACAUUGGACGUACUGUACCGUUUGAAGACGAAAAAUCACAUCCGAGGAUGUAUGAAUUGAAUUAAUUUUUCAAAACUUGCUAGUUAGCUUAGAUAGCUGUAAAAGUGGAACUUUUAAAAUUAAUAAUCCGUACAUCAAGGAACUCUAUGAGGUAACACAUCCGAUAACUACAUGAUACAUGAUUCGAUUUUGAACUUUGCCCUCGUCAAAUGAAUAUUCUUAGUUGAAUAGUUUUAUGUUAAAUCAUGAAGCAGUACACUUAGCGUUAGAUGUAGUCAUUGAUACGGAAUCUGGCUCUGUUUUAAGAGUUGCAUCAAAUAUCAUUUCCAACUACAGUAUAAUGUUAACUUAUUCAAUAAUCAAAAUUGUACAAUAGUGUAAUAAAUGAGUUUUAAUAUAUAUAAAAAUUUCCUUCGU
Molecule: messenger RNA, 3846 nt
Organism: Aedes aegypti (yellow fever mosquito)
Lineage: Eukaryota; Metazoa; Arthropoda; Insecta; Diptera; Culicidae
Product: myb-like protein V
Exons: 1
Coding region: 435-1466 (343 amino acids)
Source: RefSeq, a predicted model, not a curated record